Cicer arietinum (chickpea) is the source of this 1357-nucleotide messenger RNA. RefSeq names its product cysteine proteinase 15A-like. NCBI's taxonomy places the organism in Eukaryota, Viridiplantae, Streptophyta, Magnoliopsida, Fabales, Fabaceae. Gene Ontology annotation, biological process: proteolysis. The record is from RefSeq and is marked provisional. Gene Ontology annotation, molecular function: cysteine-type peptidase activity.
CCAAUGGACCGCAGUUUCCUCUUAGCUCUCCUCCUCUUCUCCGUCGUAGCAACCGCCACAAAGGACGACAACAACGACGACUUUCUGAUCCGUCAAGUCACUGAUCACGAAGAUGAUCAACUACUGAACGCAGAGCACCACUUUACAACCUUCAAGUCUAAGUUCAGUAAAAGCUACGCAACAAAAGAGGAGCACGAUUACCGAUUCGGCGUGUUUAAGUCAAAUCUUAAGAAAGCGAAGCUCCAUCAGAAGCUCGAUCCUUCCGCGGAGCACGGAGUCACUAAGUUUUCAGACUUAACGGCGUCUGAGUUCCGUCGCCAGUUUCUUGGACUUAAAAAACGUCUCCGUCUACCGGCUCACGCUCAGAAGGCUCCGAUCUUACCUACUAACAACCUUCCUGAGGACUUCGAUUGGCGUGAGAAAGGAGCCGUCACUCCCGUCAAGGACCAGGGUUCGUGUGGUUCGUGUUGGGCGUUUAGCACAACGGGAGCGUUGGAAGGAGCAAAUUAUUUGGCUACUGGGAAAUUAGUGAGCCUUAGUGAGCAACAGCUUGUGGAUUGUGAUCAUGUGUGUGAUCCAGAUGAAUAUAAUUCGUGUGACUCGGGCUGUAAUGGUGGAUUGAUGAACAAUGCAUUUGAAUACCUACUCCAGUCUGGGGGAGUAGUGCGAGAACAGGACUAUUCUUACACAGGAAGAGAUGGCUCCUGCAAAUUUGACAAAAGCAAGAUUGCUGCUUCCGUAUCUAAUUUCAGUGUUGUUUCCGUUGACGAAGACCAAAUUGCUGCAAAUUUAGUAAAGAAUGGCCCUCUUGCAGUUGCUAUUAACGCAGCCUGGAUGCAAACAUAUAUGAGUGGUGUCUCAUGCCCAUACAUCUGUGCAAAAUCGCGUUUGGAUCAUGGGGUUCUUCUAGUUGGUUUUGGAAAUGGUUUUGCUCCCAUCCGAUUGAAGGAAAAGCCUUACUGGAUCAUAAAGAAUUCAUGGGGACAGAAUUGGGGUGAGGAAGGAUAUUACAAGAUCUGCAGAGGUCGAAAUAUAUGUGGAGUGGAUUCAAUGGUCUCAACUGUAGCUGCAGUUCAUGCAUCCAACAAUUAAUAAUACGGAGAUGCUGGUUCUGGUGGUCUCAUCCUAUGUGACACGACUCUAGUUCAAUUUGUGUAAAUAUAUAAUCAUGAAGUUGUGAAUUUAGCUUCUGGUUCUGGCAAAACUAUCUCCAUAUAGGAUCAGAAAACUACCACAAUCAUGUUAUUUAUGUAGUUGGUAAUUAUGUAUGCUUGUUACUCAAGUGUUGUUUAUCCAUAGCCAUGGCAACAUGGUAGGUACAUGAAUUAGAAUAUCAUAAGUGUAAACUUAAUUAUCU